Molecule: messenger RNA, 2371 nt
Organism: Haplochromis burtoni (Burton's mouthbrooder)
Lineage: Eukaryota; Metazoa; Chordata; Actinopteri; Cichliformes; Cichlidae
Product: rano class II histocompatibility antigen, A beta chain
Exons: 5
Coding region: 1046-1831 (261 amino acids)
Biological process (GO): positive regulation of T cell activation; antigen processing and presentation of exogenous peptide antigen via MHC class II; immune response
Cellular component (GO): MHC class II protein complex; membrane
Molecular function (GO): MHC class II protein complex binding
Source: RefSeq, a predicted model, not a curated record
UUUUAAUGUGUAGUGUUGAGUGUUUACACUACACACUACAUAAGAGACUUUAGAGUGAGCUCCAUACUGGUGGCUCUGUCCUUUGUUUCUGAGCUGGUUACAGAAGGUGUGUGCUUUUUAUUGAGGUUGUGACUGUGCCGUACUAGACAAUUAAAAUAUUAAAUGUGAGGUGGGAAAAAUCAUACAUGUUAAAAACAAACAUUAUGCUGAUGUGAUUAUUCAGAAAGGAAACUGCACAAUAUAUUUACAUACAACACAAAAGAACUGUAAAAAUGACGCAAUCACAACAGGUCAAGAAAAAUUUACAAUAGCUUUGUCCCAGUGGUAUUACUAUGAAUUGCUGUAUUUUUGUAAGAUAAAAAGCAGAGAAGCAAAAAACAAUUGUUGUUUAUACACUGUGUGGUUAGUGUUAUGUAGUAUGUUUAGUUGAAGUGGUUCAACAAGUCUUGCAUAAUCAUUCUCCUCUCCUUUUGAUUUUACUUUAGAAAGGAAACUGCACAAUAUAUUUACAUACAACACAAAAGAACUGUAAAAAUAUGAGUAUAUGAAAGCAUAACUACACCAAAUAAUUACAUUUGGGUAUUUUCAGUAAUGCAACAAUUAAAAAUAGGUCACUUUGAAGACUGCAUCUGUUAAAGGCUGUGUAGUUAAAUUGUUUUAGAUAUAUAAUUUGUAUGACAAAUUGGUUCCAGUUGACUGGAUUAAUUUGGUUUUGCCCACUGAUAUUCCUGUUCUGCCUAAUUACUCCGCUUAAUGUUAAUGUUAAGUUACAAUUAUCUGCUCAGUUUGUUGUUUCUCACUUUUCCAAAUACAUGGGCAGGGCAUUUACCAGAACUGGUAGCAGCUGACUUUCAGUAACACUAAAUAGGAGUGGCAAUAACCAGUGUGAACCACAGUCAUUAAUUGUGAGGGAUUUUCCACUGAGCAAAAAGAAAGGUACAUUCUUUCAUGUAGUUGACAUGCCAUCAUUCAUUUUCUUCUGUCUAUAUACACCUAAAUCAUACACACCAGAGGCUUCAUUUUUAUAUCCGACUACUGAGGAAAUAUGCGUAUCCAGAAUUUUUAUUUUUACAUGUUUCUUUCUCUCUUCGGUCUAGUUUCCUCAGAUGAGGAUUACUUCCAAUCUAGAGCAUGCUGUACUUUCAAAGGUCCACACUUUGAAGAUAUGGAGUAUACACGUAUAAUCAGUUUGAACAAGAUUGCAGUGUUGGAGUACAACCAUACGAGGGGCAGCUGGAUUGGAUUUACACCCUACACAAUAGAACUUGCAAAAUUUUGGAACCUAAAUCCAUUUGGCACGAGGGAAGCAAAAGCAUUGUGUUUAAACAACCUUGGCUACAUCCAAAUCUUAAGUAAUGUUACAUAUAUACCCACCAUCAGAGUGAAAUCAGUAAAGCAGUAUAGUGGUGGACAUCCAGCCAUGCUUGUGUGCAGUGCUUUCAACUUUUAUCCGAAACAAAUCCGAAUGACGUGGUUGCGUAACCAAAAGGAAGUUACUACAGGUGUCAGUUACUCUGAAGUGAUGCCUGAUGGAGACUGGUACUACCAGAUUCAUUCUUACUUGGAAUACACCCCAACUCAUGGAGAAAAAAUUACCUGUGUGGUUGAACAUUUAAGCAUCUCUGAGCCAAUACUUGCAAUUUGGGAUCCUACCCUUCCUGUGGCUGCACGAAACAAAAUCAUUGUUGGAACAUGUGGACUCUUGCUUGGUUUUGUUAUUGUGAGCUGUGGAUUCAUUUAUCACAAGAAAAAGUCUUCUGUAUACAAUGCUUUCUGUCAAGGACGAGUGCUGAUUCCUGUGGAACACCUGCCUACAGAUGGAACAACUUAACAGUCACAACUGAAGCCAUGUCUAUUGUCACUUAAAAUUCAAAAUUUUCACAGUGUAUGAAAAGCUCUUCAGAGAGUGUUGCAGAAUGAUUCCUAAACAUAGAAUUUAGUUUUCAUUUUGCACUUCUGAGUUUCAUCUUAAAGCAGGUCUGUGUUUAACACAAGCCUUCACAUCAUGUUUUCAUGUUUUGUUUGGUGGUGAUGUUGACUGUGAAGGUAUUUCAGUUCAUUUAAAUCCUAAUAUCACCAUUUAUGAUUGUAUUUACAGUAAUUUGUAAAGAUUACCUUGCUCAGCAAAAUAUACAUAUUCUACACUUUUAGAUAUUAUUGAUUUUUUGUUGGGGGAACCUGGGUAAUUCUAACUUCCUGGUUGAGCUUAAAAUGUCUUCUCAGAUUACUCUAAUUGUAUUAUAUUUCUGUGUUUAGCAGCAUACCUAAUAUAUGUUUGUAUACAGGUAAUGCAGCAGUUUUAUGGCUGGUUGGGUCUGUAAUGUUCUCCAAAUACUACUAUAGUAAACUAUUGCUUUCAUAUCAAUAUGAA